Molecule: messenger RNA, 1191 nt
Organism: Alternaria atra
Lineage: Eukaryota; Fungi; Ascomycota; Dothideomycetes; Pleosporales; Pleosporaceae
Exons: 3
Coding region: 1-1191 (396 amino acids)
Biological process (GO): protein lipoylation
Cellular component (GO): mitochondrion; cytoplasm
Molecular function (GO): lipoyltransferase activity
Source: RefSeq, a predicted model, not a curated record
AUGCGCUCUCACGCUGCCAGGAAUUACUCUUCGUUUACGGAGAAGCUCGCCGACCCUACGAACAAGCUGCAGAGCUACGUAUCCCGCAGCGACGACCCCUACCUCAACCUCUCCAUUGAAGACCACAUCCUUCGCAAGAGUCCCGUCGACAGCACGAUAUUAUUUCUGUAUGUGAACAGGCCUUGCGUUGUUAUAGGGCGUAAUCAGAACCCGUGGACGGAGGUCAAUCUGGGCAUUCUCAACGCCGCACGCGGAACACACGACGUCAAAGACAGCGAGCCUCCAGGCAUCGGUACGGUGGACCUUGUGCGCCGCCGCUCAGGUGGAGGUACCGUCUUCCAUGACGAAGGCAACCUCAAUUGGAGCAUAACAUGCCCCCGCGUCGACUUCACACGCGACAAGCACGCUGAGAUGGUUGUGCGCACUUUGCGGAGGUUGGGCAUCGACCGCGCCAGGGUCAACGAGCGACACGACAUCGUUCUCGAUCAAGGACAUGAGAGAAACGCAGUUGACCCUCAAGACACGCACCGCACGCCUUACACCACCGACGAAGGCGGACCAAGACCCUUGAAGGUCUCUGGCUCGGCUUACAAGCUCACACGCCAGCGCGCUUUGCACCAUGCGACGACGUUGCUGAGUUCUCCGAAUCUGCACAUCAUAGGAGACUACCUGCGAUCUCCUGCGAAGGACCUCAUACAAGCCCAGGGUGUCGAAAGCGUCAGCUCGCCCGUAUCGAACAUUGGCCUUGACGUAGCAACAUUCCAGGAACGUCUGCAAGAGGAGUUCGCCUCAAUGUAUGCCGAUUUGGGAACCCCAGGCAUCGUAGAAACCGUCGGCGUAGAGCAUCUAGACAUCCCUGAUAUCCGAAAAGGAUAUGACGAGCUACAGACUGACGAGUGGAUGUGGUCUCAAACCCCACGCUUUAGCCUCGCACUCGACCCUGAGGACGACAUCGGUCUCCAUAUGGAAGUACAUCACGGUCUCAUCAAGAGCUUGGAUUUCGGGAACUCCAAACUCCCGGAUAAUGCUCAAACAGCCCUUCGGAACGCGCUAGUUGGUAUGAAAGUGCAGGAUGUCUGGAACUCGGAGACAUUUCUGCAAGAUAGCGACCAAGCCCAGGACGAUCAUCUCGCCACUAUAGUGAGACGACUCCAUGAGCUCCUGCCUGUUCCCAAACUUUUCGAGCGUUGA